AUGAAUAUAAAUCAUGUCCUUAAGAAUCACUUAAGGAGACUGAGGUCAACCAUUAGAGCCGAGAUGUGGGGCUUAAAACCUGCGCAGAAAAACCAAGGACGGGAGCUAAGCAGCAGCAGCCAGCAACAGCAGACUCCAGUAGACUUUGACUGCCCAGAGGAGUUCGGUUAUUACGCGCACCCUACCGAUUGCACUCACCAUGAGUUGCAGACAUGCGACUGGCCUAGGAACGUAGGAUGCGCACCGGGCCAGCAACAAGCGCUCCAACAGCAAGAGAUCGGCCAGAACUCUAGGCAACAGCUGAGGCAAGAUGCCAGGCAACAAGAGCUCAGGCAGGAACUGGCACGUCACGAACUGAGGCAACAGGAAGCUAGGCAUGACCUGAGGCAACAGGAUGCUAGGCAAGAACUGAGGCAACAAGAGGCAAGGCAAGAACUGAGGCAACAAGAAGCUAGGCAAGAACUCAGGCAACAAGAGGCCAGGCAAGAGCUUAGGCAACAAGAGGCAAGGGAAGACCUAAGGCAACAAGAACUCAGGCAGGACCCGCGCCACGAACUCAGGCCAGAGUACAGGCAAGUACAGGAAGCCUUGAGGCAGCCAAAACAGCAACAGCAGAUACUGCAGCAGGUCGUGGACAACAGGGGCAGGCAGCGAGCGCAAAUCACCGUACCAAAGGCUGAUCUUUAUAACACCGAAGAAGAAGAGCUUGGACCAGCCAUCGAAGAAUUGGAAAUCGACAGACAGCAAAGAGUCUACAGAGGACAACCAUCAACUCUUGGACAGGUUGCAAGUGAUAGGGAUGGUCUGACUCACUCAAACGCCAUACCGGUACCUGCAACUGGAGGUCGAGAUAAACUUUCAGUAAUAUCUUAUGGUGCACAACAGCAAUACAAUAGUCUGAACAAACGGAAACGGACGGAUGGGAUCACCGACUCGGAUCACAACUUUUUGACAAAUAGCCCAAGGGUGAGAAUGAAACGAGACAGCGACCCCAGUUAUCAACAGAGUCUUGGACCUCGCAGUUUCCAGAGGAGGAAUAAGAAACACAACAGAAAGAAGAGGGAGCAACCUUCUGAAAAGAUAGAAACAAGUAAUAAAAAUAAUACUGUCAAUGACACUGCUACUAGUAGUACCUCAGACACACAAGAUCAUAAGGAAAUAAUCCCACAAGGUAAUGAUAAUGAAAAUGUUGAAGAAGAAGAAGAAGAAGAAGAGGAAGAGGAAGAAGAGGAAGAAGGAGAAGAAAGUGAAGAUGAAGAAGAGGAAGAGGAGGAAGAACUUGAUAAUGCUGAAGAAGAACAGAGUGAAGAAGAUGAAAAUGGGAAAGAAAAUAACACAAAAGAUUCAUUAGAAAAACCGGCAUCAAGUGUGGAAAGGAAUGAAACUAAUAAAAGUAACUCUUAUACUGAAUUUAAACUAGACUUUCCCAGCCCACCUUCUUCAUGGGAAUCGUUCGAGGAUUUCAAAAGUUCAUUUGGUGACAUUGACUUUGAUGUUGAAAAGUUUCUUGAAGAUUUGAAAUCUGACAGCUUUGAUGAUGAUAUUUUCGGGAGUAAAAGUAAUAAGAAGCAGCAAGAAGGAAACACCCAACAGGGUGAAGCUCGAAAUGCUAUGAAACCCGCAACUGUUCCAUUGAUCAUAAUACCACCAAGUUUAAAUGCUACUGAAGUUAAAUUUGAACUUUUUUUCCCAAAAUCAUUAGCUAAUAACGUUUCUCUGAGCAAUGCAAGUAUUGUUCCACUAUCUAGUACAGUAGCUACUCCUUUCUCUGAUGAUUACUUGGAAAGAACUUUGACUCUUCCCGCACCCAGUACAACAUUCACAACUCAUCAGCAAAUCCCACCCACCUCAGAAUUUAGAGAUUAUCAAGGCAAUAUAAAAUACACUUUACGAAAACCAGAUGAGGAAGUAACAAAUAAUAAUAUGAAUAUACGAUUAGUCAGUAACAGAAGAUCACAUGAUUAUGAGAUGCCUCGACAACGGUCUGGUACAAGGUCACGUGGCCAAAUUAGGAGGAACAUAUGGAGAGGAAAACCAACUACAAGAGAGAGAAAACUAUCUCAUGGACCUAAUCGUGGAAAUGCAAGAUUCACAUUGAAAAGUCCUCGAUAUUUUGUGAUGAAUACAACUCCUAACUAUAGCAAUGAAAAGAAACCUCGUUUUGAAAGUGUAAAUCCAACACCUGUUUAUGGAAUAAAACAUCCUCAACAAGAUAAUGCACCUAGGUUCAACGGACUAAAUGCUAAACCAACAAGUUUCACAGGUAACCAGGAAUAUAAAUAUUCAUAUGCAACCCAUUUUAACAGCGCUCUUCAUAGGCCUAAUAAAAAUAACAUCAAUGAUGUACAAGCAUUUGAACCUACGACUCCUCGCCAAACAUUUGAAUCAGGAAGCAUUGAAAACAACAGACAUUCUGAUCAAGGGCGCCAAGUCGCAUAUGACUUUUAUGAACAAAGUCCAGACUAUAGAAGGAGACAAAACCUUUAUAGAAGACAAAAUCAAGGAUACAAAUUUUACAGACCAGGAGGUAAAUCUGAAAAUCUUAUUCGUCCACAUAGCACAAUUCAACCAAUUGUAGUAAGAAAUUCAAAUUUUUUUGAAAAUAUAAACAACCCUAUUUAUACAGGAAAAUUGAACUCUGAAACGACAGUUAGCCACAGUGAAGAUAGUGAAAAUAAACCAGAUUUUCCUAUUAAUGACCGACCUACGAAUAUCCCAAUAUAUGAAAUACAAACCACUCAACAACUUUCAUCUAUGAAACAACCAGUUCCUACACCUUACUUUGAAACUGGGAACAGCCAAUCAAGUGAAGAAACUUAUCAUCCCAAAAAGGAUGAACAUGGUUCUCAUACAACAGAAUCAACCUUCAUCUAUGAUGAACAACUUGAAAUUAAUAAUAAUGAGGAUUGGUUAACAAGAAAUCAUUCCAUACAUGAUACAUCACCUUAUAAUACUAAAACAAAAUCUGGAGAACCUGUAGCAUAUCGCAAUCCAUCACAUAAUAAUGAACCUUCAUCUCCAUCUUUUAGAUACACAUCUGAAUCAAAUAGAGAUGAUUAUAACCAAAUUCAAGAUUCAACUACAGAUGAAAAAGACAAUGCUGAAAUAAAAAAUCCAAACCCAUCAACCUCAUUUGAAAAACCAAAGGCAACAGUAGCAUAUCCUGACUAUACAGAAAGCAACCAGUCCAUUAAAAUAAAUGAUCAAUUUAGUCCUACCACCUCAUAUCAACUAAACAUACAGCAACAAUAUCCUCAGAAUCAUAAGAUCACUCAUUCUUCUGCAUCAGAUUCGUCAGCUGAAAUUUCAGAAGAAAACAACAGCGGACAAACAAGUAAUUUUAGUGCAUCAGCAAAAAAACCUUCCUCAUAUUUUUAUGUCAACCAAAAAAUAGGCCCAGUAAAAAAAAUUGCUAUCUUUAAUAAUAUCCCAUCAGAUGCUUCAAGUGAUGAUGAAUAUGACUAUUAUAAUGACUAUGAUGAAGAAGAUUAUGAAGAUUUAAGUAAUGAAACGACACCAAAACCACCACAAAUUCCUAAAACCUUACAAAAUAUUGAUAACCAAGAAUUCGAAGAUCCAGAAUAUGAUGAUUAUAACGAUGAUGAAACAGAUUAUGAUGACGAAUCUAAAGAAAAAGAUGGAAAUGAAAUGGGUAGUGGAGAAGAUUAUUAUGAUGAUGAUGAAGAAAAAGAAGAAAUUAAAGAAGGAGAGACUAAGACUGUAAAAGUAGAAGCAAAGGGUCAAGAAGGUAGUAUAGAGCGACCACUGACAGUCACUCCAAGACCAGGAUGCAUUUUUGCCGGGAGAGCAGAAAAUGGGCAAAAACGACUGCUCUGUCCUCGUCGAAAUUCAACAGACAGACCGAACACGACUGCUGAUGACCAGACCAACAGUGAACAGACUCGCAGGACAAUUACUUUACUCAGGGCAAGUGUUCAACCUGUACAACAACCCUAUGAUAGCCGAGGCUAUAACACAACCAGGUACAUUCAACAACAACAGCAGCAAUAUACAGACCCCAACUAUUAUUCAGUAUAUGAUGAAGAAGCUGAACAAUACAAGGAUAUUGCCGACUAUGCACAGUACAUUCAACAAAACAAGCAAGACAUAUAUACCCGGAAAAAGCCAUCAGUAGAAAUAGUUCAACAAGAACCAGUUCAAAGAGGAGCUACCUUUCAAAAGAAUAAAUACUCCACCCAACCAGAAAACAUCUACCAGUCAGUUACUCCACAGGAAUAUGACUCAUACAGUAUCCAGAACAAUGAUGACCUUUAUAGGCAAGUUCAGACUAAACCUAGCACCAGAUUUCCUGAAGUAAAGGAGUUGGGAUCGACUCAAGGGGAGAGAAGGUUUAUCACUCUUUCUACGAAGUUAGCCAACAACCCUUUACCAACAGACACCCCGACAAAGACUGACAGGGUUGGCAGCGGAUUUCGCUUAGAUAACACGCAAACCGAGGCAAAUGUAGUGAAUAUCACUCCAAGAAAAUUAGGGCAAGCAGAUACACAAGCAAGACCUACAUCUACAAUUGAGAGAACUGGUUCUUUAGCACAACAAGUCAAUGCUCUAGCACCAUCAGGUUUUAUCUUAGACCCAGUCACUAAGGUUCUAGAUGUUUUAACUAGAUCGGGUGAGUAUUUAAGUGAUGAAGCAAGUGUUGAAGAAAGUAAAGAAGUUAAUCAGGUGGCUACUGGUGUGAGUCAUAGAAGAAAAUCACCUUUGACUGUGGAAGAAAUUGAUAUAGAUCAUCUCAAAAACAUCAAUUUCCAAAGUACGCCAGCAAGCAGAUUCAAAAUUGCCACAAUAUCCACAGAGACACCAUAUAUUCAACCUGUAAUUGCUAUGAAUAAUGUUGGAAUAAGUCAAAGUUUUGUUCAAACUAGUACAAAACCUCCCACAACACAAGCUGCCACAACAGUUCUUUCUAUAUCACAAACAGUGGAACAAAACCAACAUACAAGAAAAACUUAUGAAAUACCUAAACAAGAUUAUUCAACAGAAAAAACUCCUUCUAUUAGAGAAAAACCCAGACAGCAGUUGGUUAAACAAGAAUAUUCAACCAGAUCAAGAGGAACAGUGAGACAUCAUAAUUCAGGUGAGAUUUUUUAUACUGACCCCGGAAGUGCUCAGGACUACUCUGAUCAAUUAAGUAGCCUAGAAAUACCUAAACAAUGGAGAGAUUUACCUAUUAUGUCUAAAGAAAGAGAUUCUACCCAAUGGUCAAAAGAACAAACAACAAAAGAUUCUGAAGCAAUAUCUAUAUCAAGACAACAACCGCGGUUCAGGCCAGUCACUACAGCAACCAUGGAAGGCCUAACUACAGCAAUACCACCAAGAAAAGUAGAAUCACCAACUUUUCCUGAAACAAUUACCUUAACCAGGACACAACAAAAAUUGGCUGAAAAUGAACAACCUAUAGCUACUUCAAUGUUUCAGCCCAACCAGAGGAUACAACAAACCACCACUAAGAGCCCUGUACAAUAUGAAAGUACAACUCAACAGUUAAGGGUUAUUGGCAUGAGAGCAUCAUUUAAUACCCCAUUUGAUAAAGAAAAUGAAAGAACAACACCAAAACAGCUUUUGAUCAGAAUUCCAGAAACAUUCAGAGUAAGAGAAGAAACAGCAAGGAAACUUGAAGUACCAUCUAUCAAAGCCAACACAUACCAUCAUAGAAAUACUGAAAAAGAACAGUUCUUCAGAGAAAAAGAAAUUGCAACAGAUGAUUCUGAACCUUCUUCUGAAGAAGCCCGAAAACCUAUUUCAAUCAGAAUUCCUGACACAUAUACAAGAAGCCAUGGUACAGAAAAUAGCCGCGACUCUCUCUCAUAUAGGAAACAAAAUAUAAAGCCCAGAGAAAGAGGUGAAACCGAAUAUGAAAAGGAAAAACCCACCCCAAUCAGGCACACUGAUUCUAUAGAAUUCAAUACAAGAUCAAAAGAACGGGGUUCUCACAGAUUAAUGGACAGUGGAAAGCAAGCAGCAAAUAGCAAUGAUGGUGAACAAUCAAGAGGACAAACUUUGAGAUCAAGGGAAUAUAUGAAUACAGUAACAUCCCCCGCAUCAUCCUCUGAAAUUCAAAAUUUACAACCAAAAACUAAUCAGCAAACCGAGUCGAGACAAAGGGAAAGCCUAACUGUAAGAUCUAGGGAACAAUCAGACGUGGAAGUUGCAAAACCUAUAGCUGUAAGAGUGCCAAAUGAUAAUGCUAAUGCUAAUGAUAAACAACAAUACAAGUAUAGAAAUGAAGGUGAAUCUGAUCAAAUGGAAGAAGUGAGAGGGCAGAGCAGAGAUAGAGAAGUUAGCCAUAGGAGAGGGGAGAAGAGAGGUAGGGGACAACUAACUGACUCUGACAGGAAUAGUGAGAUAACAAACAGAUUUGAAGUAGCGACAACACUGAGACCAAAAUAUAGGCUUACUGCCCCCUCAAUAACAUCCAAACCAAUCUUAUCACGACCUCCAAAAAAAUUUAGAAACGGAACAAUUUAUGCUGACCAAACCCUCCCAAUUGGAACUGACAUGACUGAUUCCCCUCCUUCCGCAGAACCAGAUCCAUCAAUAAGGGCUCGUCCGAUGAGUAACAACACCCCAUCUACCCCUGGCUCGACCAGGAAUAAUCAGCGCCAUCGGGGAUCCCAAACCUACACUGUAUCUCCUAAUGAAGCAGAACCAGCACCAUCCCCUGUAGCUACUUCUCCGCCCAGAGGCACUCUACCUCCUAACAGAGGUAGACCAACAUUGAAACCAUCCAAUUCAGUAGUAAGUAAAGCAGCAGAAUUUGUGGACAUCUACCGAUUCCCUCCAAGCAGACCCGAAAAUGUGUACCCUACUCCACAAGUUGACAAGACAGCCGCUAAAUGCAGGAAAGAUGUUUGCCUGUUGCCAGAUUGUUACUGUGGUGGAAAAGAUGUUCCAGGAGAACUGACUCCAGAAGAGACCCCUCAGAUAGUUCUGCUCACAUUUGAUGAUUCAGUCAACGACCUCAAUAAAGGACUUUACUCCGAUCUGUUUGACAAGGGCAGGGUCAACCCCAAUGGCUGUCCUAUUUCGGCUACUUUCUAUGUCUCUCACGAAUGGACUGACUACAGCCAAGUCCAAAACCUCUAUGCAGGUGGUCAUGAAAUAGCUUCCCACUCUGUCUCGCACAGUUUUGGUGAACAGUUCUCACAGAAGAAAUGGACAAGAGAAAUAGCCGGACAGAGGGAAAUACUCGCUGCAUAUGGUGGAGUAAAGUUGGAAGACAUCAGAGGAAUGAGAGCACCUUUCUUAGCUGUAUGA
Molecule: messenger RNA, 7275 nt
Organism: Nezara viridula (southern green stink bug)
Lineage: Eukaryota; Metazoa; Arthropoda; Insecta; Hemiptera; Pentatomidae
Source: the annotation of a GenBank genome assembly